GGGUGACUCUAGGUGAUCUUCACAUCCUACUCUUUUAACAAGUGCUGCUUGCUCAUUGAAAAUGGCUUCCAAGACUCUUUUCAUCCUAGGCAUACUCUUGAUUGCCUUCCUCCUCAUCUCUUCUGAGGUUUGUGCUAAGGAGGUUGAUGCUGAGGAAGUUGUAGAUAAGGAAGCUGCACAAACAGAGCAAUACCGUCGAUGUCGCCACAGAUGCUGUGGCCAUAGGGGGUGCUAUUGUUGUUCCCAAACUGAGUUCGAAGCCCUCUCCGGGUAUGGAUGUCGCCACAGAUGCUGUGGCCAUAAGGGGUGCUAUUGUUGCUCCCAAACUGAGUUCGACGCCCUCGCCAAAGCACAAGUAAACACUGAGGCCAAGCCCCAUAACUAGACUUUCAGUCUAAUGUGGCCUGUGUGUUUGGUUACAAGUCAUGUACUUAUAAUACAGUAUCUGCAGUAAAUAAAGGCCAUGUUGAGCAUGCCCUUCCUUAAGGUUAUCUAUGCAUAACCUUGUGCUAUGUGGAUUGUAUAUGUAGCCCUUUUGUGAAUGGUUUAUAAGUAUCUUCAUUGUGUCAUUGCGAUA
Molecule: messenger RNA, 577 nt
Organism: Amborella trichopoda
Lineage: Eukaryota; Viridiplantae; Streptophyta; Magnoliopsida; Amborellales; Amborellaceae
Source: RefSeq, a predicted model, not a curated record